CAAUGUAUGCUCUUACUUAUAGUUUGUGUUAUGCAUUUUCUUUAUUUGCCCUUGCUGAGGUAAAGAAAUGCAGCACCCAUGAUUUAAGACUUAUAACAAGAUCUGCACUUUAAUUUAAAAUUUGAUAUGUCUGUUUAGUUAAUCUUUGUAAGAUGCAUCUUAGUGGUUCCAGUCCAAGGCAGUAAUGUUUGAUUACUUAUCGAUUUGGAUGUUAGGGUGAGGGAGUAGUUUUGUUGAAAGUGGACUGCAUAUAAAUAAGUGAUACAGCCAUGUAUUUCAACUGUGUUUUUAUAGCACAAGCUUUCAAUUAUUCAAGAUCAAACAAACAACUCUUAACAGUUGUACAAUUAGUCCCUUGAAUGUCUUGAGACCUAGUAUUUCAAAACAGAGAUGAAAUCAAUAUAAAUGAAGCAUUUUGUGAAUAUUUUUCUUGGUUUUUAAGUGAUUGCAUGUGUGUGUUACAGUAGCUGCUCUGUCUGAGAUGUCACUGGGGAAGUCUUGCAUACAUAAUAUAAUUUUCUCUUUCCUCCUGGAUACUCGCACACUAUACAUAUAUGAGUGGUUUUGCAGUCUCUCUUUUUCUCAAUCCCUCCCUCCUGUGCUUCUCUAUCUACCUCCCCUCCCCCAUCCUCUCUUGCUUUCAGUGACACAGAAAAACCAACACCACCCUCCCUUUCUCAUGCAUUCAUGUUCACCCCCCCACCCUCCCUCCACCCCCACCCCUUACUCCCCUGGCACACAAAUACCCAUCUCUCCAUCCCUUACUAGUUCUGUUGUUUUCAUUGUAUUUUUUUAUUUAAAUCCAUCUAUCUCGGUCAAACCUCCUGGGCCACAGAGAUUCUAUAGCAUCUCUUCAACCCUUUUUUUCAUAGUUCAUCUCCUGCUCAGUUUUUGUGGUAAAUGAGAGCACAAAAUAUAACCAUCCGUAUUUGGGGGAAUUCCUUAGAAUUGAUGUUAAAUUGCACCAAUUAUAUUUGCAAAGCCUUGUGCUGUGCCAUUAUCCCCGUAUUCUCUCUUCUCUGUCUUGUUGUUUGGAAAAGAGCCUCCUGUAUAUAGAACAUCUGUAGUUUUCUCACAAUCAUUCACCUCAUUUUUUUUUUUUAAAUCUCUAGAAAACUUGUUGUGCACUGUCUAAAUACAGUACAUUGUAAAUCCUUUCCAUCCCUCUUUUUCUCUUGCAAACACAAACACCCAAACUCACUGGGAGAGAGAUAGAGAGAGAGAGAGAGAGAGAGAGAGAGAGAGAGAGAGAGAGAGCCACAGCCAACUUCAGUCCUGAUCAACAGGACCCUCAGGAACACACCAAUCUCAAUCUGUCAUUCACUCAUUUGUAUUUGUAUUGACUGUUUAAUUUCUUUAAAAUGGGAACAUCUAAAUAAAUCUUUCGAUUUCUUUUUCUUUCUUUUUUUUAAGUAUAUCAAUUCUUAAUAUCCUUAUUCAACCUAGUCAACCUUUCAGAUGGACACAAUGCACUGGAUGGAUUUACUUUGCCCUGGAUGUUAUGGAUUUCGUAUUUCUGCGGACUGAAAAUUGUAUUCUUAUGGAAGCGUAACUGACAACAACAUAGUUGUGGAUUUAACUGUUUUUUAAUGAUAAUUCUGACAGAGAACAAUAUAUUUAGGAAGUUUUGCAUUUCAAUGAAUCCGGGAGUUCAUUCAAAACACCUCCCUUUCGCGCGACUGUGGACAAUGAGUGCGAUUAUUAAAGUUGUCAGUGGAUUGCAAAUGUAAGCGUGCGAUCUAAAGAGUGAAAGUGGCGGACAGACGCCGGGAUUUUAACGAGCCAUCUUUCACUUCAAGUACCCCCAGAGAUUCUCUCCUCUCUUCCAAGAUCUGUCUCUCAUACAGCAACGAGCACAUACUAGCGCCCAGAGAAUAGGCGCAUAUUGGAACACAAAAGACUGUUAUCUUCACUAAUUUUCUCUUUGAAAUUCAAAUUUGAAAUUUGAACAUUUCAAAUGGAAUUUCAAUAAAACGAAUCUCCUCGCUCAGGAGAGUGAGUUUAAACCGUAAGGGGUCUCAGUAAUUGCAGCCAAUCGAAAGCAAAAGCCCACACGAACGUGAGAGACGUGGAAGAACCCCACAUUAGGCUGCAAAUUAAGACAUCCUCAGAGCUUUGUCUCUGUCUUUAAGAAAGACAGAGGUGGUUGACAGGAGUCAUGGCUGCCAUAGCAACCAUCCCCAACUACAACCCAUCACUAUGGGUACAGUUAUGCCAUGCCAUUCCUCGCCUGGACUUGACCCUGCAGACCCGAGAUAGCGUUUUCAACCCAGACAGCUGGGAGUACCAGCAGACACUUCUGGUCCUCUCCAGCUUCUCCGCCAUUGCUCUUGUCCUCUCGUUACUUGUCGUUCUGUCCUUCCUCAUCCACUACUGUUGCUGCCAUCGUGGUGAUAGGGGCAGAGACGCAGAGGAAGAAGAGGAAGACGAUGAUGCCAGUGGUGGCCAUGGAUACAAUGACAGAAAGGGGCACGGCAUCUGUUGUGUCACAUGGGUAUCGGUUGCAGCCUUGACAUUAUGUUGUGUUGCCAUAGGCAUUGGCUUCUACGGCAACAGUGAGGCGAACGAUGGAAUGUAUCAGUUGACCUCAUCCUUGCUUACUGCCAAUUACACACUGGCUUCCAUCGAUCUACUGGUUUCAGACACUGUGGCUGGGCUACAGCAAUCUGUGUCAGGGCCCUUGACCUCCAUGGAGGAUCUGUUUGGAGGACAUAAGCCGGCACUUGUGCCCACACGCUCCUGCAGACGCUUGUCAGAGCGGGUGGUGUUACUCCUCUCCAACCUGACGCUGGGAAGAGGUCUGAUCCCCAUCACUGAUGGAAUUUACAGGACAAAUGGAAGUGAAAGCAUAGUGGGAGCUCUAACCCCAAUUCCAGUACCCUUCUCCCCUGGCUGGGCAGCCAACACUCUCAUGGUGAAUGAAGACUACAGGUGGCUGUCGUACGUGCUGCUACUUUUGCUGGAUUUGUUGGUAUGUUUCUUUAUUCUGCUGGGUUUGGCCAAACAGGCCCGCUGGCUACUUAUCCUGAUGACAGUGCUGGCCUGGUUGGCUCUGUUUCUGAGUUGGGGUUCUCUCGGCCUGGAGACGGCCACUGUGGUGGCCCUGAGUGAUUUUUGCUUCGACCCAAACACAUUUGUCCUUAACUCCACUCACUUCAACUCUAAAACAAGCACAGAAGUCCUGGACUACUACCUGACCUGCAGCAGGAGAAUGAACAGCCCCUUUCAACAGCUACUGACCCAGUCCCAGAGAGCGCUGUCCAGCAUUCACUCCCACCUUUCCACUCUGGAGAGAGAUGCCCUCUCUCGGUUUCCAAAGGCAGAGAAGUCACUCAGGGAGGUACAGCAGAUACUCAAUGCCACUGAGGGCAACUUCCACCAGCUGGUUGCACUACUCAACUGCCGAGGGCUGAACAAGGAUUAUGUUGACUCUCUGAAAGGCCUGUGCUAUGAUGGGAUGGAGGGGUUGCUCUAUCUUUCCCUGUACUCGUUUCUUUCCGCUUUGGCAUUCACAGCCAUUCUUUGCUCCCUCCCAGGAGCCUGGAGGAGCUUCCACAGUGAUUCUGAAGAGUACGAGGACUCCGACAGCGAGAGCGAGGACCCCUUUACUUCUCAUCAGGCACGUAGACAGAUGGCCUCGGGCUCCCAGCAAGGGGUCUUGCCCCCCUUCUAUAGUUACCAGGGGGCCGGCUGGACUCCCCCCUUUUCUAGCGCACCUCCGUUACCGACUCCAAACGUUUCCUCCAAUGGCAACCCUGGUUAUGAGAACCUGCCUUUGAGUGACAGGCAGUCCCCACCCCCCUCUUACAGUACUCUCCCAGCAUGCUGACUGGCUACGGGGGCAGUCAAUCACAUUCCAACCCUGCCCAUUCAAGAAACCUGUACUCGCACUAAUUAUUUUUUAUGUAUAGUAGAGAAGAUAUAUAGCAAUGUUUAGUUUUCAGAUGGAUGGAGAUGAGAGACUAAUUUAAAAGAAAUUUGAACUCUAGAUGUUAAAUAUCUGUGUGUAACGUCAAUACCAUUGAAUCUUAGAAACAUUUGGGUGAAACAGACUUAAAAAAUGAUUGAUAGAAAAAGCCAUCCACUUCAUUUAGUCGUAUGAGCCUAUCACGUCCUCUCCCUCUAGUGUCAUUGUGAACAUUACUCUGAGGUGGAAACAGGAUGGUAUUGACGUUACAGUAGUGGUCUAUUUUUUAAUGUAUAACCACAUUAUUUUGGAGUUUUUAUAUUGUUAUAUGUCGUCACCGAUACAUAGUGGUAAUGGCACAAUUUCUUUGUAUGAUUAUGAAGUUUUCUCUUCACCCUUUUUUAAAUAUUUGACAGGACCCUAUUUUAUAAGUGGCAAUUCUGUAUUACAUUGUAUACCCUCUAAUACUAUCUGAUCAUUUAUUUAUAUAAUAUAAAUAUAUGAAUAUAUAUUCACUGUAUAAAGGUUUGAUUGUUAAUGUAUUUUGAUGAUCAAAAGAAAAACCUGUAAAACAUUGUUGAGGGCUAGCGUACAUUUCCUCUGCUGGCUCUGAGCAAUACAACUGUGUUUUGCCGACUGCAAUGCAAUGGCCACAAAGUAAGCAGCAAUAAUAAUCAGGACAUCUUGCAAAUACCAUCUGUGUGUGUGUGUGUGUGUGUGUGUGUGUGUGUGUCAGAGGUAUUCAUGAGAUGUGCAGUAUAAUCCGUAUAUAUAUAUAUAUACACACACACAGUUGAAGUCAGAAGUUACAUACACCUUAGCCAAAUACAUUUAAACUCCAGUUUUUCACAAUUCCUGACAUUUAAUCAUAGAAAACCUUCCCUGUCUUAGGCCAGUUUGGAUCACUACUUUAUUUUAAGAAUGUGAAAUGUCAAAAUAAUAGUAGAGAGAAUGAUUUAUUUCAGCUUUUAUUUCUUUCAUCACAUUCCCAGUGGGUCAGAAGUUGACACACUUUAUUAGUAUUUGGUAGCAUUGCCUUUAAAUUGUUUAACUUGGGUCAAAUGUUUUGGGAAGCCUUCCACAAGCUUCUCACAAUAAGUUGCUGGAAUUUUGGCCCAUUCUUCCAGACAGAACUGGUGUAACUGAGUCAGGUUUGUAGGACUCCUUGCACACGCUUUUUCAGUUCAGCCCACAAAUUUUUUAUCAGACUGAGGUCAGGGCUUUGUAAUGGUCACUCCAAUGCCUUGACUUUGUUGUCCUUAAGCCAUUUUAACACAAUUUUGGAGGUAUGCUUGUGGUCAUUGUCCAUUUGGAAGACCCAUUUGUGACAGAGGUUUAACUUCCUGGCUGAUGUCUUGAGAUGUUGCUUCAAUAUAUCCACAUAAUUUUCCUUCCUCAUGAUGCCAUCCAUUUUGUGAAGUGCACCAGUCCCUCCUGCAGCAAAGCAUCCCCACAACAUGAUGCUGACACCCCCAUGCUUCACGCUUGGGAUGGUGUUCUUCACCUUGCAAGCCUCACCUAUUUUCCUCCAAACAUAACAAUGGUCAUUAUGGCCAAAAAGUUCCAUAUUUGUUUCAUCAGGCCAGAGAAAAUUUCUACAAAAAGUAAGAUUUUUGUCCCCAUGUGCACUUGCAAACUGUAGACUGGCUUUUUUAUGGCAGUUUUGGAGUAUUGGCUUCUUCCUUGCUGAGCAGCCUUUCAGGUUAUGUCAAUAUAGGACUCGUUUUACUGUGGAUAUAGAUACUUGUCUACCCUUUUCCUCCAGCAUCUUCACAAGGUCCUCUGCUGUUGUUCUGGGAUUUAUUUGCAUUUUUCGCACCAAACUACGUUCAUCUCUAGGAGACAGAAUGUGUCUCCUUCCUGAGCAGUAUGGUGGCUGCGUGGUCCCAUUGUGUUUAUGCUUGCACACUAUUAUUUGUACAGAUGAACGUGGUACCUUCAGGCAUUUGGAAAUUGCUCCCAAGGAUGAACCAGACUUGUGGAGGUCCACAAUUUUUUUCUGAGGUCUUGACUGAUUUCUUUUGAUUUUCCCAUGAUGUCAAGCAGAGGCAGUGUGUUUAAAGGUAGGCCUUAAAAUACAUCCACAGGUAAAUGUCCUACUCCGUACAUCUAUCAGAAGCUAAUAGUCUAAAGGCUUGACAUAAUUUUCUGGAUUUUUUCAAGCUGCACAGUUAACUUAGUGUAUGUAAACUUCUGACCCACUGGAAUUGUGAUAUAGUCAAUUAAAAAUGAAACAAUCUGUCUGUAAAAAAUUGUUGGAAAAAUUAAGUAGAUGUCCUAAACGACUUGCCAAAUCUAUAGUUUGCUAAUAUGAAAUCUGUGAAGUGGUUAAAAAAUUCGUUUAAAUGACUUCAACCUAAGUGUAUGUAAACUUCUGACUUCAACUGUGUAUAUAUAUAUAUAUAUAUAUAUAGAUAGAUAGAUAGAUAGAUAGAUAGAUAGAUAGAUAUAGAUAUACACAGGUCCCUUCUCUUGGCUAUCAACCUGUCGUUACUCCUUAAAAAAAUUAGUUUCAGUGGUUUAAUGCUCCUUUUGAAUGGCAUCCUUUUUCACUAAUAUACUGUAAAUGAAAUAAAAAAUACAGUAACAAAAGUGGAAUGUCUCAAAACAUGUUUUUGUGUUUUAUGUCUUUAUACCUGCUGAUAAAAGCACUACAAGCAACCC
Myxocyprinus asiaticus (Chinese sucker) is the source of this 6571-nucleotide messenger RNA. RefSeq names its product protein tweety homolog 1-like. The transcript is spliced from 15 exons. Gene Ontology annotation, cellular component: smooth endoplasmic reticulum membrane; plasma membrane. The record is from RefSeq and is a predicted model, not a curated record. NCBI's taxonomy places the organism in Eukaryota, Metazoa, Chordata, Actinopteri, Cypriniformes, Catostomidae. Gene Ontology annotation, molecular function: volume-sensitive chloride channel activity; intracellularly calcium-gated chloride channel activity. Bases 2159 to 3829 code for a protein of 556 amino acids.